Diachasma alloeum is the source of this 1994-nucleotide messenger RNA. It is a transcript of the gene nAChRalpha1, whose product is annotated as acetylcholine receptor subunit alpha-like 1. Gene Ontology annotation, molecular function: transmembrane signaling receptor activity; acetylcholine-gated monoatomic cation-selective channel activity. Bases 171 to 1994 code for a protein of 607 amino acids. The transcript has 7 exons. Gene Ontology annotation, cellular component: synapse; neuron projection; postsynaptic membrane. The record is from RefSeq and is a predicted model, not a curated record. NCBI's taxonomy places the organism in Eukaryota, Metazoa, Arthropoda, Insecta, Hymenoptera, Braconidae. Gene Ontology annotation, biological process: monoatomic ion transmembrane transport; signal transduction; regulation of membrane potential.
GUGAAAUUAUUGGGACCGUUAAACGGUGUGAGGCACGUUCACCCAGUGACGCGUCAUCGUGCAUUCAAUAUAGGCUACCCGGCGUCCGGUAGCUCGUCCCUACUCUCUCAUCGACGCCCCUGGGCAAUGUGCCCACCCGCCGGCAACGCAACGGGUGGACACGGCGUACGAUGGUCAGGGAUGCUUGGACUGACGACGGUGGGAAAGGCUGGUGGCGAUUGUGGUCCAGGCUGGGCGGAUUUCUGGCGAUGGCGCUCGUCAUUUCAUUAUUCACAGUGCCAUUACCAAGUGCGAGCGCCAAUCCUGACGCUAAGAGACUCUACGAUGAUCUAUUGUCAAACUAUAAUCGCCUUAUCCGACCAGUUGGUAACAACAGCGAUCGGCUCACUGUCAAAAUGGGACUGAGGUUAUCUCAACUGAUCGACGUCAACCUGAAAAAUCAGAUCAUGACGACGAAUGUGUGGGUAGAACAGGAGUGGGAUGACUACAAGCUCAAGUGGAAUCCAGAGGAGUACGGCGGGGUGGACACUAUUCACGUGCCAUCUGAACACAUUUGGCUGCCCGAUAUUGUUCUUUACAACAAUGCCGACGGCAAUUACGAGGUGACGAUAAUGACCAAGGCGAUUCUGCAUCACUCUGGCAAAGUGAAAUGGAAACCGCCGGCAAUAUACAAGUCCUUCUGCGAGAUCAAUGUCGAGUAUUUUCCAUUCGACGAGCAAACGUGCUUCAUGAAGUUCGGCUCGUGGACGUACGACGGUUAUACGGUUGAUCUACGGCAUCUUGAACAGGGCGAGGACUCAAAUACAAUCGACCUCGGUAUUGAUUUGACCGACUACUACAUCUCCGUAGAGUGGGACAUAUUAAAAGUGCCUGCCAUGAGAAACGAAAAGUUUUACAUAUGUUGCGAGGAGCCCUAUCCCGAUAUAAUAUUCUACCUAACAUUAAGACGUAAAACCCUGUUCUACACGGUUAACCUGAUAAUCCCAUGCGUUGGUAUAUCAUUUUUGUCGGUACUUGUGUUUUAUCUACCAAGUGACAGUGGUGAAAAGGUAUCACUAUCAAUAUCAAUUCUACUGUCAUUAACCGUGUUCUUUCUACUUCUCGUUGAGAUAAUACCGCCCACAUCGCUAACAGUACCGCUUCUUGGCAAGUACCUGUUAUUCACAAUGGUCCUAGUGACACUGUCAGUGGUUGUGACAAUAGCGGUAUUGAAUGUUAACUUUCGUUCACCGGUUACCCAUCGCAUGGCCAAGUGGGUGCGCGUUGUGUUCAUUGAGAUACUGCCAAAGUAUCUAUUCAUUGAGAGACCGAGUAAAGAUGAUAAUGGUGAUGGAACUAAUGGUGAUGAUUAUGAUCCUGAUGAUGCUGAUGACAAACCGCCCGAAGUCAUACUCACCGAUGUAUUUCAUGUACCACAAGAGACUGACAAGUAUGAUCCAUAUGGUAAGAGAUACAGUGACAAUUAUGAGGUUGCUGAUUUACCUGGAUUACCAGCAAUACCACCAGUACCAAAGACAUCAGUACCAACGAUACAGGAAUUGGUCAGUGAUAGGUAUGACACAGCAGCUGGUCCAGUUUGUCCUGUUGCACCGCGCUUUGAUGAAUCACUGUCAGGUAUACAGCUGACAGGCGCUGAUGAUGAUAUUUUUGCACCAACAAGUCCUGGUUAUGUACACGAGGAUAUAAGUCCAACGUUUGAAAGACCACUGGCGAGGGAGAUCGAGAAGACGAUCGAGGACGCCAGAUUCAUUGCUCAACAUGCCAAGAACAAGGACAAGUUCGAGGGCGUCGUGGAAGACUGGAAAUACGUUGCAAUGGUUCUAGACAGAAUAUUCCUCUGGUUAUUUACAGUCGCCUGUGUUGCCGGUACUGUACUCAUUAUUCUACAAGCACCAAGCUUGUACGAUGAGACAAAACCAAUAGACGUUAUGUACAGUAAAAUUGCCCAGAGAAGAAUGAUGCUGAUGAACAUGGGCCCAGAGGAGGACGACUAG